Messenger RNA from Exophiala oligosperma, 1833 nucleotides. RefSeq lists its product as uncharacterized. The record is from RefSeq and is a predicted model, not a curated record. Lineage: Eukaryota; Fungi; Ascomycota; Eurotiomycetes; Chaetothyriales; Herpotrichiellaceae. The coding region runs from base 1 to 1833 and encodes 610 amino acids. The transcript has 3 exons.
AUGGCUCCUCACAAGUACUACGGAGUUCGUGACCAUGAAGGCGGAUCUUGGACAAGCCUAUCGACGGGCAAACCGCUCGUGUACACUCAAGAACAGUUCAUCGCGCCAAAGAAGAGAUGCCUUAUGCAGUGGAGAGCACCAACAAUCAUGAUUGUCUCGUUCAUCAUCGGGGUUCUUGGUGCCAUCUUUCAUCAUAUUCUAUACUUCAUUUUCAACAAGCGAAUUAUCAGCUUCGAGCAUGAACAACAGAUCAUCUCAACAUCCGGACUGGCUCUGGCCUUCAUCGUCAAAGUAUCCUUAGCAGUCACUUCAGCCACAUCGUUCACGCAAUGCUUGUGGCGCUCACUCAGGUCCAGUUCUAUGAAGAUUCGUGCGGUAGAUUCGAUGUUCGACAUUCUCACGAAUCCUUUGGAAUUCCUGUACGUGGAGUUCUGGGUGCGGCACCCAUUACUGACCUUCACGGCUGCUACGACAUGGCUCAUUCCGCUAUCUGCCAUCUUCACGCCUUCUACGUUAACAGUGCGGCCUCUGAUGCACGAGACUACAGAUGCUAUACAGGUCCCCCAGCGCCAGAACAAUGACUCUCAACUCACUAUGUUGACCACUGCUGAUGGUUCGUCUUGGAUAUAUUUUGGGACGUCAACGACAUUUCUCAAAGUAGCAAACCUGAAUAUCCAGCAAGGCGAUGUGCUCCCAGUCUCUUUGGAUCUGGGAUCGCAGAACCUCUCCUACAGUCUCAGCUUCCACGGCCCUGCUCUUCAAUGUGCUGAGCCGGACAGUGCUACCACCGCUAUCAUUCGCGAUGGACUGUAUGACUAUAUGAAUCAGACGGGAAACAUGAUUUACUGGGCUGGAUUUGUGCCCCAAAGCGAUUUUGGACCAGACACAAUCAACGCCACAUUCUUCGAGGCCCUCAUCGACGGCAAGGGACAGUAUAAUUUUUCGACACCCAACCUUGGCUUGGAAGCACCCAGCAAUGGGCCUGCAAAGGUUUUUCAAAUGAUGUACUCCUCGGACAAUAUGACCGCCAUACCGGCCGGCGAUUGGCUCUACAACGUGGCUGAAUGUACCUUGCACAAUGCGUCCUAUGUCGCAGAUUUUAAACUCAAUAGCAACGGGCAACAAGCCAUCACGGCGACUAAGGAGAUCCUCGAUGGCAUCGAGGCAGUGCAGUAUCUUCCUACCAAGUACACCGUUGAUGAAGCAGCUGAACGAUUCAAUGCGCAGGCUUUCAUGCAAGCAUUUGGCUAUUACGCAAGUGGGACCACAACAAUCAAGAUCAACGGCAACAAUUUUACCCCGGGGAGUGCUGUUCAAGUCAAUCCAGUUCUGGGUGCUGCCAUCUCAGGUACCAUGUAUUCCGACCCUGCUUUCAUCACAACCUGGGACCAAUUUACGGACGCACUAGAGAGUCUAUUCCAAAAUUUCACGCUGAGCUACAGGUAUAGCGACAUGCAAUUUGGGUAUCUCGAGCAGAACUACAGCUCUCAUGUAGCCACUCAAGCAAUACUCAGACAGUCGCUGAACACAUUCAGCUAUGCGCCUCGAGCUCUCUUCAUAUCAUAUGGCAUCGCGAUCGGUCUAUCUGCAACCUGCCUCGGAGUUGGCAUGAAUGCGAUAUUUGUCAACGGGCUCUCCUACACCAACAGCUUCUCUACAAUCCUGCGCGUGACUAGGGACAAGGCGUUCGACGCUCUAGCCGAUAGCGAUGAGGCCGCUGGUGGUGGAGACCCCCGACCAAAGCACCUCGCGAACGUUACAGUCGCUUAUUCUAACCCAAUUGAUGCCCGGGCUAGAGGCGAGGGAAUGGCGGGAAUGCGUGUUCUAAGAUGA